AUGGCGGAUCUCGAUGUGAAAGAAGAACGCGACUACGAUAGGCGUGGCACAGACAGCUACCGAGGUGGAGGAAACAAGCGCCGUCGCGAUGAUGACGAUGGCCAUGCUUACCGAGACGACCGCCGUGGUCCUCAGAGGCGCCGCCGAGACGAUCCUCCCCGCCGCCGCUACGAAGAGCCGCCCUUUCCUAAGCUGCGCCGCCUGCUAUUGAACAUCGCCAGUUCCACUAAAUUGCCCCAAGAUGAAGCCAUUGAGAUCGCAACGUACUUCGGCGAGCACUAUGACGACGAGCGCCUGCGAUCCGAUGUCUUCGACGUAUUCGUACAGCUUAUCGUCGAACAGCCUUUCAAGAUUCCCUUCGUCGCCGCGGUCGCCUUUUACGGAAACGAUGUGAAGCCGGAGAUUACCAUGGAAGCUAUGAAGCGUGUGGGUGAUCGCGCACAGCAGGCGCUGGAUGCUGGCGAGUGGAAGGACUUCAAGCUGCUCCUGAGGUUCUUUGCAUGCUUGCAGUCACUAUACCAAGACGACGGCAUCUUCAGCUUCCUGGGCCAGUUGUUCGACAAGGUUGUCGACCUUCAGAGCGCGGACGAGAACGACGUUGUAGGCAUCGAGCUCGUCAAGAUCAUUCUCCUCACCGUCCCGUACGCUUUGGUCGCUGGAGGCAGCCGUUUCCACGAACAAGCCCAGCAGUUGCUGAAGAAUACCGAAAUUGUGGCUGGCAAUGCAAUUCCCAUCGAGAGUGUGAUUCACUCGUACGUCGGUGAGGACGAAACUAAGCCGAUGUCCUACCACAGCGUCAUUGGCCUCUUGCAAGCACAGCUUACGACAGAGGCGGAGUCUGGCUUCCCACUGGCAUGUCUUCCACACUUCGACCCUGAGGCGGUGCGCAAGUCCGUCAAAGAAAAGGAUGCUGAAUCGCUACCUGCUGCGCCUCCUACACACGCUUUCCCAACCUUCAACAUCCCCUCGCUGAUUAACCCUGGGCCCCGACCGGUCUUCCCAGAAGCCUACUUCUCUUUGUUCGCAGACACGGACGCUAAUACCGUCCCGAGAACGACGGACAUUGCUUCCUCCCUCAUUCGUGAUGCUAUCGUUGAUACGAUCAACCAGCUUGACUUCAACCGUGAGAUGGUUGCCAAGUUCCUUGUCGAUGUUGACUGUUACUGGACGAUCGAUGCCUUUGCCAAGCGAGGAACACCACUCGAUAAGUUCAAGGAGCAGGCCGAGGGCAAGACUCAGUACAAGUCCGAAGACAUGAUCAUCGACGCCAUCUUCUCGCAACUGUUUAAGUUGCCGUCUGCGGAACACAAGCUGGUGUACUAUCACUCCGUGAUCACACAAUGCUGCAAGGUCGCACCCCAGGCUAUUGCGCCCUCGCUUGGACGUGCUAUCCGCACGAUCUACAAGAGCCUGCCAGUGCUGGACCUUGAGUUGGGUUAUCGAUUUUUGGAUUGGUUCUCGCACCAUCUCAGUAACUUCGAGUUCCGAUGGAGAUGGACAGAAUGGCUCGAUGAUCUAGAACUGACAAAUCUGCACCCAAAGAAGGCGUUUAUCCUGGCUGCACUCGACAAGGAGAUCCGCUUGUCGUUCGCUAAGCGUGUCAGGUCAACUCUCCCUGAGCCAAUGCACUCGCUAAUCCCUGAGCGCCUUGACGAGGACAAUAGCCCAGACUUCAAGUAUGACAACCAGCAGACACCGUAUGCUGCAGAAGGGCAGGCAUUACUGCAUCAGCUUAGGAAAAAGGCACCACCUGAAGAAGUCCAAGCGACUAUCAACAAGAUCCACGAGCAGGCUGUUGAACAUGGCAUCACAGAAGUGCUCGUCCCUUCGACUGAUGCUUUCGUCACAGCGAUCUGCCGACUAGGCGCGAAGUCAUUGUCUCACGUUCUCUCAUGCAUUGAGCGAGGCAAGGACCGCUUGUUGGAGAUCUCACAGAACGAAGUUGCGCGACGCCAGAUCGUUGCAAGCGUAGUCGAGUAUUGGAAGGAUCAACCGGGUGUUGCGGUCAGGAUCAUCGACAUCCUCCUUAACUAUACCAUCCUUGCCCCGAUCACUGUUGUUCAAUGGGUCUUUGGAAGCCACAUGGGCGCUGGCGAGGCGCUAACCGAGAGCUGGGUCUUCGAGAUGGUUUCUAAUACAGUUGCCAAGGUCACGAACCGCAACCGUCAGAUCGCCUCAGCACGCAUUCAGAAGGGCUUGCCGGCGGACCAGAUUGAGAUGGUUGACGCAACACUGGCUAAGGAUCGUGACAACGCCCGUGAGCUCUUCAAGUACAUCGAAGACUCCACGGGCGGAGUGUCAGAGGGCUCUGCCGACAUCUUGAUGGAGAAGAAGGCCAGCGGUGCGCUGUCUGAAGAGGAGGCGCAGCUUAUCCAGGCAUGGGGCAGGCGCUGGCACCAGACCUUCCUGCGCAAGGCUCAGGUCGAGGAAUCGGUUGUCGGUGAGCAGGCUGUUGAGGCGAGGAUCAAGCUUCUGGAUGCCGAGCCGGAUGUUGAGACUGCUGAUGGGGAAGCAACGAACGGCGAGGCGCAGAUGUCUCUUGCCUGA
This is a messenger RNA of Macroventuria anomochaeta, 2547 nucleotides long. RefSeq names its product cap binding protein. The record is from RefSeq and is a predicted model, not a curated record. Lineage: Eukaryota; Fungi; Ascomycota; Dothideomycetes; Pleosporales; Didymellaceae. Gene Ontology annotation, biological process: mRNA export from nucleus; nuclear-transcribed mRNA catabolic process, nonsense-mediated decay. Gene Ontology annotation, cellular component: nucleus; nuclear cap binding complex. The coding region runs from base 1 to 2547 and encodes 848 amino acids. Gene Ontology annotation, molecular function: RNA cap binding; mRNA binding. The transcript is spliced from 4 exons.